AUGGGUUGGCUCUGGGCUUCGCCAUCUCCCCCCAAGACAGCCACUCCCGGACAAGCUUCCCAGGCUCCUACAUCGACCCCGCCAUCCUCGAAUAAGUCGACUGAUUCCGAGAUCGAUCCUGAGAUUGCAAAGUUCAUCGCCCUCUUCCAGAACGAAUCCGAUAGCCAGCCAGAAGAGAAAACGCCUGCGCCGGCGCAAACGUCCCCAACACAGCCCAAACCAUCAUCGUCUUCUUCGUCAUGGUUCUCCCUCAAGUCCUCACCCGACUCCCCCUCUCAAACGAGCAACCGUGCGAUCACGCCACCAUCCGACAACCCCGUGGCCGAGUCCACCCUACCGACAGAGAUGUCUUGCCGCCAGGCCUUCGACAUGGCGUUCCACUGCCAGUCCGUCGGCGGCCAGUGGAAUAGUAUCUACCGAUACGGCACAAUGCGCUCUUGCAGCGAACACUGGGAGGACUUUUGGUUCUGCAUGAGGAUCAAGAGCUACUCGGGAAAGAUGAAGGAGGAUGUAAUCAGAGACCACUAUCGUCAGAAAGAGUAUGAGAAGUAUGGAGAUGGUAAGCCGAGCAGUGAGGACGUCUGGCAGGCGAGGACCACAAAGGUCCCACCAGGCACAGCAUUUACGGAGGGAUUUGAAGACUCCACACUUGAUGACGAGGAAUGGCAGAAGAUGGAAAUUGAGAGGCGGAAGCAGAUUAGGCAAAGGCUAGGCAUCGAAGCAGCGUCGGCAUAA
Colletotrichum orchidophilum is the source of this 735-nucleotide messenger RNA. RefSeq lists its product as uncharacterized. The record is from RefSeq and is a predicted model, not a curated record. Lineage: Eukaryota; Fungi; Ascomycota; Sordariomycetes; Glomerellales; Glomerellaceae. The coding region runs from base 1 to 735 and encodes 244 amino acids. The transcript has a single exon.